Trematomus bernacchii (emerald rockcod) is the source of this 1997-nucleotide messenger RNA. RefSeq names its product tetraspanin 36 (gene tspan36). The transcript is spliced from 7 exons. The record is from RefSeq and is a predicted model, not a curated record. Gene Ontology annotation, cellular component: membrane. The coding region runs from base 155 to 892 and encodes 245 amino acids. NCBI's taxonomy places the organism in Eukaryota, Metazoa, Chordata, Actinopteri, Perciformes, Nototheniidae. Gene Ontology annotation, biological process: regulation of vascular endothelial growth factor signaling pathway; protein localization to plasma membrane; protein maturation.
AAGCAUGUGACCAUGUGAUCAGAGUCACUGCAGCCAGACAGAGCGAGGAAACUUGUGACCAAAACAUCAGGAGAAGCAGCUCGGCGCCCUGUGAGAUAACAAGUGUACCCGGACUCCCAGCCUUCCUUCACUCUCUGCACCUCCGUCGCUCAACAUGGACUGCGGGAUCUUCACCUCCAAGACCGUCCUGCUCUUCCUCAGCCUGGUAUUCUGGGCUGCAGGAGCGGUGUUGGCCUACGUCGGAGCCUAUGUAAUCAAGAGCAAUGACAACUUUGGCAGUUUCAUCCAGGACAAGUACACGCUGGUCCCAGCCGCUAUUAUCAUCGGCGUCAGCGUGGUGAUGUUUAUUUUUGGCCUGGUUGGAUGCUGCGCUACACUCCGGGAGUCCAAAGUCGGACUCAGCUUUUUUUUUCUGAUCAUCAUGGCGAUCUUUGCCGCUGAAGUGGCUGCUCUGGUGUUUAGCUUUAUCUACAAAGGCAAGAUAAACGCAGACCUGGAGCGCUCUAUGAGUGAAGUCUUUGUGCAUUAUGAUGGACAGACUACUGAGACCAAAGCUGUUCACUACCUGCAGACUCAGUUGCAGUGCUGUGGUGUCAUGAAUUACACCAGCUGGUCCAAUACCACCUGGUCUAACAGCCACAACAACACCGUGCCUCUGUCCUGCUGUAAAAACGGAACAUCGCAGUGCACAGGCAGAAUGGACCAACCAGACCUGCUGAACACACAGGGCUGUGAGAGGAAGCUGGAUCAGCUCCUGCAGGACGUCUUGAGUUACGCCAUGCUUGUCAUUCUGGGCGUCGCCAUCAUCAAGUUCUUUGGCAUGCUGAGCGUGUGUGUGAUCACCUGUAAAACUGACAACCGGAGGAGUGGCUACCAGCCUCUGUAUGCCUGAACCACUUCCUGCAACCACCAACCACCUCUUUUACUAGACUAGGUUUGCUGAUCACUCACUCAGCAGUGCACGUCCACAUCCAGGCAAAUAACUGUAAAAAUAGUAAUAAUGGCAUAUGAAGAAUAGAUAACUGGCAGAACUUUUCUCAACAUAAAGGGGAUCCCUCAAGAGCAUUUAAACACAAAUAUAUUCUUGGACUUGUGAAAUAAUUUUGCUUAAAGUGGCUUCUAAGUUCUAAAUUUCUCUCCCUUGUAAUGAUGAAGGCGUCUUCAUGCUUGAGCAGCCCAAGGUCUUAUAGUGUCUCAGCCCAACUACUGUAUCAUUCUUUGAAAUGAUGGUGACUAAGGGCUUUAAACUAUAUUUUAACCUUUUGUGAUUAUGAAAGCACAGCGGUGUAAUGCCUUAUUUAGGGAUGCAAUAUUUAUAGCCAACUGAAUACAGUAUAUAUAUAUUUAAAUAUAAGGUCAGUUAACUGUUUUGGAUUACGUGACAGUUCUACAUAGCAUGACGUUGGUUGUGUUUAUUAUAUUUCUAAAUUAAAAAGGUGAACAUUUCACAGUACUUUAGUGUUGUGUGGAGUUCACAUUAUCACAUUAUUGUUGCCUUGUAUUCCCUGUUUUUUGUGUGUUUUUGACAUCCUGUAAUUUUUAAAUAGUUUUCAAAGAUUUUACCGUUUCGCACAUAUACUACAUGUAACUAUGGAAUUUUGGGGACACAGUUGUGUCUAAUCCUAUAGUCAUUGUUAUGCAAAAACGCCUUUCUAGGUUAUUUUCAAAAAGCUGGUUAUUUUGCACUAGACCAGUAUUGCACUAGACCAGUAUUGCAGUUUGCAUUUGGAACAUCAUAUGAAACAUGUCGCACAGUGGUUAUCUCUCCCCUUUUACCUCCUGACUCUGCUGAUAAAGAGGCCCUUAUUUCCGUAGACAUACGCAAGCUAGGAGUGUUUAUCUUACAUAAGCCUUACUGUUCAAAAAGAUAUAUGAGAACGUAAACGCAUGUCUAGGUUCAUCAUAGUCAUUGAUCCUUACAGCACAGGUUACAGAAUUGGUCAGCUGUUGAUGAGGCUGUCAUAUAACUGAUUCCAACCAUUAAAAUGUAAAGUACC